Phasianus colchicus (ring-necked pheasant) is the source of this 4414-nucleotide messenger RNA. It is a transcript of the gene BCAR1, whose product is annotated as BCAR1 scaffold protein, Cas family member. Gene Ontology annotation, cellular component: plasma membrane; cytoplasm; focal adhesion. Lineage: Eukaryota; Metazoa; Chordata; Aves; Galliformes; Phasianidae. The record is from RefSeq and is a predicted model, not a curated record. Gene Ontology annotation, biological process: cell surface receptor protein tyrosine kinase signaling pathway; cell migration. Gene Ontology annotation, molecular function: protein binding.
GGCAGAGGAGGUCCCCGAAACCGGGAGGCGCGGGGGGUCCGUCCCCUUCCCGGCACCACCUCCGGGAAGGAUGGGUUGAGCCGGAGCGAGGAGGAAGAACGCCGGGGCCGCGUCGGGUGCCGGGCAGCCCUAUGAUCCGGGAUGACUCCCGACCCGCCGCGGCGCGGGGCUCUCUUGCAGAACGUGCUGGCCAAGGCGCUGUACGACAAUGUGGCCGAGUCGCCGGACGAGCUUUCCUUCCGCAAAGGCGACAUCAUGACCGUGCUGGAGCGCAACACGCAGGGCCUGGACGGCUGGUGGCUCUGCUCCCUGCACGGCCGCCAGGGCAUCGUGCCGGGGAACCGCCUCAAGAUCCUGGUGGGGAUGUACGACAAGAAGCAGCAGCAGCAGCAGCAGCAAGCGGCAGGGCCGGGGCAGGGCCAGGCGCCGCCGGUGCCGCAGCCCACGUUGCCGUACCACCACCAAGGGGGGUACAGCCCGCUGUCGCCCGCCUCGCAGUACACCCCCAUGCACCCUUCCUACGUGCCCCAAGGGGACAAUGUCUACUUGAUGCCGGCUCCCGGCAAGGGGCAGCAGGGCCUCUACUCGGGCUCGGCGCCCACCGGACAGUUUCCCCCGGCUCCGGCCAAGCAGCCUCCAGCCUACCCGAAGCAGACGCCGCCCCACGCCUUCCCCAGCGCCGGGCAGGAGAUCUACCAGGUGCCCCCGGCCCUGAGCCAAGCAGCGGACGCGUACCCUGUGGGCUCUGCCAGCCCUCCCCAGGAUAUAUACCAGGUUCCUCCCUCAGUGGCUCAGGCUCAAGACAUCUACCAGGUGCCCCCGUCUUUGGAUGCGAGGAGCUGGGAAGGGCCCAAGCCCUCGGGAAAGGUAUUGCUGCCCACCCGCGUGGGGCAGGCGUACAUCUACGACUCCCCCAAGGGCGAGCAGGAUGAAUACGAUUUUCCCCGCCACCUCCUCUCCUCGGGCUCCCAGGAGAUCUACGAUGUGCCGCCCGUGCGCGGUGCGCUGCCCAGCCAGGUCUAUGACACCCCUCCCAUGGCAGUCAAGGGUCCCAAUGGACAGGACACGGGGCAGGAGAUCUACGAUGUGCCCCCCAGCGUGGAGAAGAACCUGCACCAAACCGUAUACGACGUGCCGCCCUCCGUCAGCAAGGACGUGCCGGACGGCCCCGUGCGGGAGGAGACGUACGACGUGCCCCCCGCCUUUGCCAAGCAGAAAGCCUUUGAGCCCCCCCGCCACCCCCCAGUGCUCACCCAGCAGGAGCCCUACCUGCCAGAGGAUGUCUAUGACGUCCCACCGGCAGCCGGGAAAGCUGCCCCCGAGCCCUCGCUGUCCCACGAGAUCUACGACGUGCCUCCCAGCCUCAAGAAGCUGGGGGGGUCAGCCUUCCCCUCGCAGGAGGUGUACGACGUGCCGCGGGACCUGCAUGCCCCCGGCAAGGGCUCGGUGGACACGGAGGGUGAGUACAUCUACGAUGUCCCGCCGCAGGUGGACCGCGAGGCCAAGGCGGCUGACACCAAGCGUCUCUCGGCCUCCAGCACGGGCAGCACCCGCAGCAACAUCUCCACCUCCUCGCUGGACACGGUGCCCGUGAAGGAGCCGGCCAAAGGGCCCGGCAGAGAGUUCUCCAUGGACUUGGACGCUGCCAUGGAGAUGCUGGCCAAGCUCCAGCUCGGCGUCAGCGGCGCCGUCUCCUGCCUCAUGUCCUUCAUCAGCACCAACUGGCGCAGCCCCGAGCACAUGGAGGCCAACGCUGCCGGCAUCCGCAGGGCGGCUGAGGGCGUGCAGGCGGCCCUCCGGGAGCUGCUGGAGUUCGCCCGGGGGGCGGUGGGCAAUGCCGCCCAGGCCUCGGACCGCUCGCUUUACGCCAAGCUCAGCAAGCAGCUGCAGAAGAUGGAGGAGGUCUACCAGGCCCUGGGGCGGCACAGCCAAGCGCUGGAUGCGUGCCACUGGGCCCCUAGCGCCUUGGUGGCCGGCAAGCCGGGCACGGACGACUUGGAGCUCUUCGUCAUGUACUCCCGCGGCGUGCCCGAUGACACCAAGCAGCUCGCCUCCUUCCUGCAUGGCAACGCUUCUCUGCUCUUCAAACGGACAAAGCCGGUGCCCGAGGGCAAUGGCCACGGGCCCACGCACCCCUCUGACAAGGCCAGCAGCAUCCAGUCGCGGCCCCUGCCCUCCCCGCCCAAGCUGCUGGCACAGGAGUCACCCGAGGGCCCGUAUGAAAACCACGAGAGCGGCUGGAUGGAGGACUAUGACUACGUGCACCUCCAGGGCAAGGAGGAGUUUGAGAAGACACAGAAGGAGCUGCUGGAGAAAGGCAACAUUAUCCGGCAGAGCAAGGACCAGCUGGAGCACCAGCAGCUGAAGCAGUUUGAGCGGCUGGAGCAGGAGGUGACGCGGCCCAUUGACAACGACCUGUCCAACUGGAGCCCUCCCCAGCACUACGGCCCUGCGCGGGGCGGGGGGGCCCUGUGUGCCGCCGACCGCCAGCUGCUCCUCUUCUACCUGGAGCAGUGCGAGGCCAACCUCACCACGCUCACCAACGCCAUCGACGCCUUCUUCACCGCCGUCAGCACCAACCAGCCCCCGAAAAUCUUCGUGGCCCACAGCAAAUUCAUCAUCCUCAGCGCCCACAAGCUCGUCUUCAUCGGCGACACGCUGUCCCGCCAGGCCAAGGCGCAGGACGUGCGGCACAAGGUGACGCACUACAGCAACCUCCUGUGUGAGAUGCUCAAGGAGAUCGUGGUGAGCACCAAAGCUGCGGCGCUGCACUACCCGUCACCCGCCGCCUCCAAGGACAUGGUGGAGCGCGUCAAGGACCUCGCCAACAGCACGCAGCAGUUCAGGAUGGUGCUGGGCCAGCUGGCCGCCAUGUGAUGGCCCUGUGCCGCUGCCCCCCGCGGCCCUCUGCCCAGCGUAACACACCUGUACAUAGAGACUCACGCAGGGCUGAGGGGCCGUGGCUGUCAUCCCCUUCCCUCCUCUUCCUCUCAACGUUGGUUUCAGAGCCAUGCCCGCAGUGCCAGGGGUGCGAUCUCUCCCUGCUGUGCUCGUUCCUCUGCUCCAGUUGAGAUGGGGCUGGCAGUGGGGCUGCCCCAGUGCCCUGGGACGACGCUGCGGGCUCCGUUGGCACGUUGGCCAGUUGUUGUAGUGCUGUGGCACAGACAGACCAAGCCGAGGAGCAGCGGCGGGGAGAUGAAGAAUGCUGUCCUGAGCGAUGGGGGAGGGGGCGAGGGGCAGCCGGGGGGAUGAGGGGCUCGAACCUUUGCAUUUCAAGUCUUGGUUUUGCUGUACAGGCUGUAACUGAAAUGCAAACCGACAUUGGUGCCUUCUGAACACUGGCGAAGCUUCCUCCGGUUCCCGGAGCCGUGGAGUUGCAGCCACCCCCAAAACUCAGCCCCCUGGUCCCACAGCAGCAUAAAGAUUUGCCUAGAAAUCCCCCUGGCGCCUGGCUGUGUGUGCGGUGCUGGGAGCAGGCACCCUGUGGGAGCAGCUGGGGUGUCCUGUCCCCAAAAAGCAGCAGUGCUGGAGCAUGGCUGGGAUGCUGUGUUCUUUAUGGCAGAGUGAUAACAUGGGCUUGCUCAUAGCAUCUUGAUGUGGAGCAGGACGUGGCACUGGGGUGGGCACAAGCAGUAGCGAAGUUGCAGUGCUGCACAGCCCACAGCCACCCGCACUUUGCUGUGCUCUUCUGGCACCUGCACCCAGGCUGCAAUGCAGCUGCUGUGCAGAGGGAGGCAGUGCCAGGGCAGUGGGUGCCACGGUAGCCUUGGGUGACGGGCACCCAGAGCCAGAGUGUGGGCUCACAGUGCUUGCUGCAGCGCCGCAGCACGUACCUGGUGCACAGGACAGCCCUGACCCCAUGCAUCCACCCCCCUGCCCUAUUCCUGUGUCCCCUGCCUCAGCUCCCACUGUGACCCCCAGCCCUGUUCCUGUGUGCCCAAGUGCUGAUCAUCAUCCUCACCCAGGACCCAGCUGCGUCCUGCACUGUGGAGACCACAGUACCCGUGUGGCACCAGCCCCAUCCCAUGCCCCUGCUUCUCCCAUCCCUAUCCCUGCUACUCAGCCAGGCUGCACUGGGAGCUGUGCAGCCCCAGGAAGAGCGUGGCCACCUCUGGCAGCUCCAGCUGGCUGCAGUGGCUGCAGGUGCCCAUCAUCACCUUGUCCAGCAGCUCUGCUAGGAGGAAAGAGGCAACCAGAAGAUCUGCAGGGCUGUCCUGCCUGUGUCCCUAUCUCCUGUCCUCAUGUCCAUCCUGUCACUGUUACCUUUCUGUUCCAUCGUGUCCCAUCCUUGUCUCCACCCAUAAUUGCCCAUCCUUUGCCCAGACCAGUCCCACCAGCCCUCCCAUCCCUGUUCCAUUUCCACCCAGGCCCUGUCUGGAUAGCCAUCCCUAUCACCAUCUCAUUCGUAUUCCAU